Messenger RNA from Eimeria maxima, 3120 nucleotides. RefSeq lists its product as hypothetical. Lineage: Eukaryota; Apicomplexa; Conoidasida; Eucoccidiorida; Eimeriidae. The transcript has 9 exons. The coding region runs from base 1 to 3120 and encodes 1039 amino acids. The record is from RefSeq and is a predicted model, not a curated record.
AUGUCGUCUAAUAUCCUUUUUAAUAUUGAAUAUAGCUGUAAAAAGAUGGCACCCUCCCCCUCCUCCCGCCGCCCUCUCAUGAGGCGUUUAACAGCUGUUUGCGUUUUUUCAGUCUUUAGCGGCUUUUUCUGCACCUCUGUUGACUCAUUCAGGCCCAAUGACGCGCCGAACAGCUAUCCAGACCCUGCGGUGUCCGAACAUACCACCACACAGGGAAUCAUUCAACCUGACGCUUUCAGCGCUGUCCAAACAAGCACCCGCGUUAGCACCAACGAAGAAGGAGCGUCCCUAGCGGCGUAUAUGGACUUGCAAAGGGCUCUUGAGGCUUCAGCAGCCGGUGUGUCUGUGGAUCUUCCCCACUCGACGGAAUUCGCUGAAGCUUUCGUCGAAUAUAAAAACACCGGCAUCUGCGACAGCUGGACAGACUCAAGCACCAACAAGGUUAGUGCAGCAAAAUCAGGUGCUGCCUCAACAGCAGUAGAGGCAGCGGCAGCAACUUCAGUAGCAAGGGCAGUAGCCGAUGUAGCGGUAGCAGUAGCAGCAGCUUCACCAGGUCUACACUGCACUCACUUCUUUACUCUAGCUGCGUGCGAUACCUCAUCGAGCAGCUUGUCUGAGGAGAGGAUGGAGGAACUGCUUCUGCAGCGCGAUGGCGAGAAGCCGCAGAAGCCGCAGCUGGAAGAGGACGAGCAGCGGCUGAUUGUAGAGCAGCUAACAUCAGGGGACGACGAUGAGGUUGCAGUGGCUGUGUUGGAAUCGGUGUUUAGACCCCUCCCUUUGACUUGCCUCGUCAUCGGAUCCUUCGUAUUGCUGCUGUAUAUAUUUUUCUUGUUGCCACAAAAGUGCUGCAUGAGAUGCAGGCGACUUUGCUGCUGCUUAGCUCGAAAGACAAGACAGUUCUCUUCCUGUUUUGUCUUGUGUUGCACCGUCUUCGGAGGCCUUCUAGCCGCUGCUGGAGUGUACAUGAUUAUUCACGGUCAAGCUUCGAUGCAGCAGUCGCUGCACGCGUUGGGGGCCUCCAGCUGCUCUGCUCUUGAGGCUGUACAGACAGCGGAGUGGGGAUACCAGGGGCCUCCUCUAUUGCAGCAAGGAGACACCAGCAGUGUCGUCGCUCAGCCCCGUAGUGUCCUGUCGCAGCUGCUGCAUGCAGGAAGCAGCAGCAGCAGCAGCAGCAGCAAUAGCUUUUUGGGGGUUCGCUUGCUGAUGGACGCGCUGAAGGGCAUCGAAGGGCUGCUGACCGCAGGCAGCAGCAGCAGCGUGUCGCAAAUGAUUCUAGACUAUGUUAAUAACAGAGGUUCGUUAGAGCAGAAUAAGGGACACCUUUCCAAAGUCCAUACUGCCUCUUCGUUCAACCUGAAGGAGCUGAAGAAAGUAGCGGACGAGCACUUUAUGAAAAACCUCUUUAUUGAAUCUGUCGAGACACUGGGCGACGGUGUGUACACAUCACUUCUCGCCUCUCCGGACAGCUUCACUUCUGCAGUUACAAAGGCUGUACAGCAGACGCCGUUGCCUUCGGUGGAUCUUACAAGCACAGUUGACUUGCAGCCGCUGACUGCUGCAACUUCGGAGCUAGAGCGGGUUGCUGCUGAGGCUACCCGUACCGGAGGGUUUGUUGCUGUCUUGGGGCCCCUGUUGCUGUGGACGGAGGUAGCGUUUGUAUUUUUAGCGGUUGCAUUUGCCGUUGUUGCUCUUAUUCUCUUCCUUGGAAGCAAAGGGAAGCGCAGCGAGACCUUCAGCGGCAUAGCGUGGAUUUUGCUGCUCCUGAUAACAGCCGUAGGCCUCCUCCUCACUGGCGGUCUCUUUCUGGGACAUUCCCUCGGCGACCCCCUCUGCUCGUGGGGAAUAGAGAAACUAUGGGGGCAGCAGCCUGCGCAGGAUACGCAUGAAGGAGACAAUCAUCUCGGCGGUCACGAAGGUGAAUUCUCCUUGGGUGUAGAAGCUUCAGACACCUUGAAGCGCUGCGUCACUGACGACAGCUACAACUUCCUAGAAGAAGCAGGGCAGCCGAUGCUAAUCAGCCAAGCUCAAGAAAGUCUGCAGAAAGCACAAGACGCAAUCCUUAAGUCUAUGCCGCAGUACCAGGCUAGCAGUGAGCUCGAAAACGUGGAGAAAAUUCAGCAGUCGGUUAAUGAUCUUGGAUACCUCUUUAUCUUCGACCAGGAGAAGUUGGCGAAAGACCCCUCAAAAAGAAGCCUGCUAGACACAUUUCCAGAGAUCCUCAAUAGUGGCAUUCAGCUGACGACCACGACGGUCUCUAUAGCAGGGGAGAGCACGAAAGUGUUGGGAUUGUCUGACGUCAGCAAGUUUCUCUAUCCCUUUGCGUUGGAAGGCUUCGAGGGAGUUAACCCAACAAUCACGAUCACAGCUGAUUACCCCGAGCCUGAAGACGGCAACUUCGUGUUAGCCCUGGAUGCAGUGGAGGCCAAAAAGAGGCAAGAGCUGCAAGCUCAAGGUGACAUACAAGCGAUUUCAAAGGCAGCGGACUACAGGAAGAAGUUCAGAAACGCAGCACUACUCUGCAAACUGAAGCUGCAAAUCCUGGAAAAGAUGAUUCCUUGCUAUCGCUUCUCCUCCAACGGAGACCCCAUACGCACCAGCUGCAGCGGCAAGGAGUUCUUUGGCCAGCCCAAACUCGGCGACUGGAAUGUCGUGGAACAGUCGGUGUACUAUCUGACAGUAGCAAGCCGCCAUUUGAACGAAAGCAUGCAACGCUACACCACGGAAGUUUCUGAUUACAUAAAGGGGAUGCUGGGCCUUUUGCAGGCAAUCCUUUCGAAUCUCUCAGACUCCCUCAACUGCUCUUUCGUCAGAGAGCACAUGCUGACUUCGGCCUACUUGGGUUGCUACGAAGGCAUAGACCGCAGUUGGAAUGCCGCAAUGCUGCGUCUGAUCGGGGAGCUGUGCGCCGUCCUGCUGGGUUUGUUGCUGUUUGUCUUGUGGCGCAUGCAACGGGAUAACUCCCAACUGCAGCGGCAGCACCAGAAGCAUGCAGAGCAGCAGCCGCUGAGAGGGGAGGGAGAGACGGAGAAGGUGGCGUUCGACGAGACAGGAGUAGACGCCACCACAAAGGAAAGGGAGACAGAGCAGCCCGUCGAGGGCUCAAGCUCCAUGUGGGCCUAA